This is a messenger RNA of Lymnaea stagnalis (great pond snail), 11344 nucleotides long. The record is from the annotation of a GenBank genome assembly. Lineage: Eukaryota; Metazoa; Mollusca; Gastropoda; Lymnaeidae.
GAUAUUUCAUUACCAACCAGCCUAUCCACGCAAUGUUCACGCCAAGGACGUCGAGGGCUCGUUAAUGACGUUUGAGAACCACACCGAAUGUGAGUGCGUAUUGCCGAAUACACUACCGCAAAGGUAAGGAGCCACUUUUUACUGACGGAGUCUUGACACUAUAUUUGGACAGGACGAAGGGUCAACGCAAGGUCAGCAGACUUCGAUGACGUCAGGACAUUUCCUCGUCAGGAAUUUUGAAGCAUUGUAGGCUGAUCUUUUUAAGCUCGUUUAGUUACUUGACAAGGUUGAUCUGGUAUUUUGAUAGGUCAGUGACAUAGUAGAUCUUGCAUGUUGUUGGGUCAGUGACAUAGCAGAUCUUGCAUGUUGUUGGGUCAGUGACAUAGUAGAUCUUGCAUGUUGUUGGGUCUGUGACAUAGUUUCGGGGGUGCAUUGAUGAUGUCAAGUCAUGGAUGAAGCUCAGCAAGUUGAAGCUUAAUGAUGACAAAACAGAAGCACUCCUCAUUUACAAUCACAAAUCAUCCUCUACCUCAACUCUUCCUACAUCUUUUCAAGUAGGUAACUCUGACAUACAGUUUACACCCGCUGCUAGGAAUCUUGGUUAUAUUCUUUCUAAAAACAUGUCUCUCGAUAAACAUAUCUCUCACAUUUGUCGUUCGGCACACACCGCUAUCCGUCAGAUGAGCUCCAUACGCCACUACCUGACAGUUAGCGCAACAAAAUUCUAGUCUGUGCUCUUGUUCUCUCUCGUCUUGACUAUUGCAACUCUCUUCUGUCAGGUUCACCAAAACAUUGCAUAAAAAAACUGCAGAAAGUUCAAAACUCUGCUGCUAGGCUUGUUCUUAAGGCAAAAAACCGCGAUCACGUCACUCCACUACUCCACUCACUACAUUGGCUACCUAUACAGGCACGCAUUGACUACAAGCUGUCUGUUCUCUGUCACAACUUUUUCUCGGAUUCCUGCCCUUCCUAUCUAACCGAACUUCUUUCUGUCUAUUCACCCCUUCGACAACUUCGCUCCUCCGCAGACUCGCGUAUUCUGUCCGUUCCCAAGACACGCACUAAAUUGUAUGGUGAACGAUCUUUCUCUUUCUGCGCCCCCAAACAAUGGAAUUCUUUGCCACUACACAUCCGCAAUAUACCAACCACCCAGGCCUUCAUCUGCACUCAAAACACAUCUCUUUAAACUAUACUACCCUGACUGAUUCCCCUCCUCUCACCGAUAAACGAUCCUGCUGACUGCCGUCCAUGGUUUGCCAUGUAAAAUUUCUGGGAUGGGUGGGUGGGUGAAUAUAAAUUUGUUUUUGUCUUUUGACUAAUUGUUGUGUUUUAUUUCAUUUAUGUAUUUUAUUUUGAUAUCAUGAUUAGGUCUCUUUUGCUAAUUAUUGUUAUGUACAGCGCGGUGAGCCCAAGCCUAGGCUGGGGUACCGUGCUAUAUAAGACAACUAAUUAUUAUUAUUAUUAUUAUGUUGUUGGGUCAGUGACAUAGCUGAUCUUGUAUGUUGUUGGGUCAGUGACGUAGUAGAUCUUGUAUGUUUUUGGGUCAGUGACAUAAUUGAUUUUAUAUGUUGUUGGGUCAGUGACAUAGUAGAUCUUGUAUGUUGUUGGGUCUGUGACAUAGUAGAUCUUGUAUGUUGUUGGGUCAGUGACAUAGUAGAUCUUGUAAGUUGUUGGGUCAGUGACAUAGUAGAUCUUGUAUGUUGUUGGGUCAGUGACAUAGUUGAUCUUGUAUGUUGUUGGGUCAGUGACAUUGUAGAUCGUGUAUGCUGUUGGGUCAAUGACAUAAUUGAUCUGGUAUGUUGUUGGGUCAGUGACAUAAUUGAUCGUGUAUGUUGUUGGGUUAGUGACAUAGUAGAUCGUGUAUGAUGUUGGGUCAUUGACAUAGUAAAUCUUGUAUGUUGUUGGGUCAGUGACAUAGUAGAUCUUGUAUGUUGUUGGGUCAGUGACAUUAGUAGAUCUUGUAUGUUGUUGGGUCAGUGACAUAGUAGAUCUUGCAUGUUGUUGGGUCAGUGACAUAGUUGAUCUUGUAUGUUGGGUCAUUGACAUUGUUGAUCUUUUAUUUACCGUCUGUGACGUAUUGAUCUUGUAUGUUAUUUGUGGCAGUGACAUAGUUGAUAUUGUAUGUAGGGUCAGGGACAUAACUGAUCUUGUGUGGUCGGGUUAAUUUACCUAAAAUUGACAAUAAUGAUUCACAAACUGUCACACUCUCUUAUACUCAUUGACCCCCCCCCCCAACCCUACCCGGAGCGUGACGUACAUCUUUAUGGACGGUGCGUUUAUUAGUUUUAAAAUUUAUAUAAAUUUAGGUUCCAAAAUUUUCUGCAUUGCAUGAGGCACAACAUUAAACGCUCGGGGUAAGAUUCAAGUGAUUUGCACUGAAUGUAACAAAAUUACUCUAAGCAGUCUGGGAAACAACAGCCAAUCAUUCAUUCAAUCAACCUUUGAAAACAUUGUUUUAAUUUAACCGGAAACAUUUACAAACAUUGUGACUUUAAAUGCAAAGUUCUUAAUAAUUUUCAGCGCGUUUUUUCUUAAUUCUUAUGGAGAAGGGUGUCUGUUUAAGCCCAGCUGGGAAGUUAAAAACGAACUGCAAAAAAAAAUAAUUAAAUAUGCAUUCCACUUGUUUAUAUCGAACUUGUUAUGUCGAAUCCAACCGAGACAAGUAACACGUGAAAUGUUUGUGAUGCACCAUUAAUGCAGUGGCGUAGGAAGGGGGUACGAAGGGAGGUGACCGCCAGCAAGUGGCCCAUUUUUCUGUGUACAUAGGGGCGGCAUCUUUGACCAACUGUAUUUUAUUUUUUUUUUCGCGGGAGCGCGUAGCAAAAACCUUAGCCCACUCCGGGCCACACGAACCCCCCUAGCUGCGCCACUGCUGAUGCGUCGCUCGCUGUGGUCCUUGCACACAUGUUUCAGUUCUUUCAAUUAAUAGUGUCCUGCUUUACUCUUGACGUCAACCCCCCCCCCCACCAGCUGUCACAAAAGAUGCCCCGCCCCUUUCAUCCUCAACGUGGAGCUGUCGCAGUGCACCUGUAUAUGUCCACAGACUUACCAUGACCAGCUGCUGGAGUGCACCCUCAUCCUACAAGGGGUCAAACAGCUAGACGAGAAAGGACUUGAGUAAGUUCAUUUAAUUACCCCCCCCCCUUUUUUUUUGACAUAGGUUAACAUUGGGGCGGGAUCAGAGGCAGUUUAUCUUUAGCCAAGUCAGCUGUCAGUUGGACAAUCUAGGCCCAUAAGGUGUCGCUUCACAGUGGUUCACAGAGGACUACAUAAGAUAUAUAUAAUAUAUUUAUAUAUAUAUACAUAUAUAUAUAUAUAUAUAUAUAUAUAUAUAUAUAUAUAUAUAUAUAAAUAAGAGAACAUAUGUUAUCGGUAUANCAAUUCUUAACGUUAAAAAUGUAAUGAUAUUUACGUUUCUAACAUCAUUGAGUUUUGAGAAGUGUUUAUCUGCUACACAGUAUACGCCUUUCCUACUCCCUUUCACGCUCCUUAACUACUUUUUCCUCUCUAAACAUGACCCUAAAUUACCCAAUCUAAAUUACCACUAAUUGUAUCACUUUUGUCACUAAAGACUUUAAUUGAGGGGCAACUACUACGCUAGAGAAAUACUUUAGGUUUAUCCAUUUUCGUGCCCUUGAAUUACAACUUUUUUUUCCUCUAAAAAUUCUUAAAACACCUAAUCUUAAAUUUAAAAUAAAAUCUCUAUAUGUGAUAUAAUAUCUAUUUUAUAUUACAGGAAUUCGAUAUAUAUUGACAUCUUCAUCAAAGAUUUACACACAUUCUUGCCUGCUUUAAAAAAUUUAUACGUUAUCAGAAAACCGUAAAUCAAAAAAAUUCUUUUAUGUAAAGAAGAAUAUCGCAACGGUUUUUCACGCCUCAAACAGACUUACGUCUAAAACAGACUUUCGUCUAAAACAGACUUACGUCUAAAACAGACCUGUGUGUCUUUUUUUUUUUUUUAAAGUGUUUAAAAUGAUUGGAUUUCGAUAUUCAUGGGCAUACAUGUACCCACGUUUUGUUAACGCCAUUGAUUUUCUUAAUUGUUAAACAAUAUGUUAAUUUGUAAAAAGAGAAUGUAACAUCUCUUUUAUCACAAAGUUAAUACCAUAGGAUUUAAGUGUAUUGUCAUCCACGUAAAAACUUACACAUCCUAUUUACUACCUUCGAUAUAAAUGUACCCAAGGAGGUUAAUUAUUCAUCAAAUUCAUUCAUUUAUUUUGAGACUUAUCUUGUUCUGCCUGGGGCAAAAUCACCACACCCCUCAAGAUUUUUAAAAUUAAAAUUAAUACAAUCUUCCACCGGAUUGUAAUCCCUUCCAUACCCAAACUAACAUAUUUUGCACUUCACAUGGUUGUUCUAAUUUGGAUGAGUUAUAAGUGGAUUAGUGAAUGCUAUUUGGCUAGUGAGUUUCCCUGCACUGAUUGUCUUAAAGGGCAUUUUCUUAUUAGAAUUAUAUUUGAAGGCUAGUUUUUAUUACGUCAUAACUUUAAUAAAAGUAUAUUUUUAUAAUUAAAAAAGGCAAAACUUUUUAAAUGUAAAAAUAUACAAAGCUAAAAUGUGUGUGUUUUUUUAUAACGAUUUAAAACGCAAUCAAUUGUAUUUAUUAAUUUUACUUUUUUAAAGGGAAAAUACAUUGUCAGUUUUGUCACGCGCUGUUAUUAAAUUUAAAGAAACCUAAGAGUUUUGGCGAAAUAGGCUAUUCGCGCUUUGACUUCAUUGUGUGAUUAUUUAGAACAAAUUGGUUUUAAUUUUAUUUCGCAAUAUUAACAACGCAUUAAAGGACGCACUAAAAGUGACUGAUGGUUGGGUUUUCCCGAUAAUGACUUUACGGUGUAAUUCUUUGAUCAUUAUUUUAUAAUUUUUAUUUUUUUUUCCAUAUUUUUCAAACACAUAUAAAAUGCGUCAGAUAUUUCCUUAGUUGAUUUUUUAAAUGCAUUUGUAAUUUAUAAUAAUAAUACUUAAAAUUUUACUAAAAUGAAAGCGGAUUUAAAAUAUUUUUUUCACAUUUAAAGAUAUUCGAUUUCCGUAAAAUAAUAGAAAACAAUAACUAUGAUUGUUUUUUAGGAAUCCGAAUGUACUUAAAUCUUAUCGGUUCUUUGGAGUUACGUCAGUAUUGCUCAUUUAUAUAUAUAUAUAUAUAUAUAUAUAUAUAUAUAUAUAUUAUAUUUAUUUAUUUAUUUAUAUAUAGGGCCUUAACCUUGCUAACUAUAUCUUAGAUGGGGGAAGAGACAGUGACCCCAUUACGGAAUAGCGUCAGAAUAUCUUACACGCUUAGUAAUCGGGGGAGCUGGACGCUAGCAACACAUGUUUGUCACAUGACACAAAUAAAGAGUACAUAACUAUUGUAAUAGAUAGGGGUCACAGGUGUAAUCAUAGGUAGAGGGUCAUCGAUGUAGUCAUAAAUAGGGAUCACAGACGUAGUCGUAGAUAAGGGUCACAGAUGUAGUCAAAGAUAGGGGCCAUCGAUGUGGUCAUAUACAGGGGUCAAAAGUAUGAUUAUAUAUAGGGGUCAUCGGUGUAGUUAUAGAUAGGGGUCAUAUAUAGGGGUCAUAGAUAGGGGUCAUAGAUAGGGGUCAUAGAUAGGGGUCAUAGAUAGGGUUCAUAGAUAGGGGUCAUAGAUAUGGGUCAUCGAUGUAGUCAUAGAUAGAGGUAAUAGAUAGGGGUCAUAUCAGUGGUCAUCGAUGUGGUCAUAGCGGUGGUCAUAUAUAGGGGUUGGCGAUGUGGUCAUAGAAAGCGGUCAUAUAUGCGGUCAUAGAUAGAGGUUAUCGAUGUGGUCAUCGAUAGGGGUCAUAGAUGUGAUCUGCGUGUGUGUUAUCAGACUGCUACAUACCAGAGUGACUGGAGGUAUGUUCACAUACAAUAUUACGUUGUAUACCAUUGUGGUAGCGGCUCUGGCAAACAAACCGUUUAUCUGUCAUACCAAGAGACCAGAAGUUGACGUGUCAUCUGUAAAAUUAGACCUAAGUAAGAAAUCAGUUUUCCGCACAGCGGGGACUGGUCACUGUGUGUUUGUUGACAUUUUGCAUAGUUCAUCUCAAACUUGCUCUGCUCAGUUUCCAGUAGGACACCAAAGACUUGUGCUAUUAUAUCUGGCCUUCAUCCUCCUAGCCAAAGACUUGUACUAUUAUAUCUGGCCUUCAUCUUCCUAGCCAGAGACUUGUGCUAUUAUAUCUGGCCUUCAUCCCCCUAGCCAAAGACUUGUGCUAUUAUAUCUGGCCUUCAUCCUCCAAGCCAAAGACUUGUGCUAUUAUAUCUGGCCUUCAUCCUCCUAGCCAAAGACUUGUGCUAUUAUAUCUGGCCUUCAUCGUCCUAGCCAAAGACGUGUGCUAUUAUAUCUGGCCUUCAUCCUCCUAGCCAACUCCUACUCUCCUGAACACAACCCUGGACCGAAAGUUUCUACGGGUGCUGGCUAUUCUCCAUCGCAUAUCCGCUCAUGUUCCCAGUCAUUACGGACCCGCGGUACUUGUGACCUUGCAGUGCAGUGGGAAGACAGAGGCGUUGCAUGUGAUCAAUGUGGGCAAUGGUUCCAUGGUCAAUGCCAAAGCAUCAACACAGACUAUGACAAACAGCAUGGGGAAAAUUCUGGCAUGCCUUGUUACUGUACAGUCUGCGGAUGCCUGAAUAGCCAGAUCGUAUUUGACCUUCACAGUUCAAGGUCAGAAUCUACACUCCCAGAUUUCUCCCUAAAUCCCCCAUGCUCCACACCAACGGACCUUAAGAGUUUUCAGCCACCACACUGCUCUACUCUUAUGCGCUGCAGUCAGCCAGACAAAUGGAAACACAGACCAUUGAGCAUAUUGAAUGUGAACUUUCAGUCUGCAAGCGGAAAGAGAGUUGAGAUAGCCAACUUGAUUAACAGCUUAAAACCUGACAUUAUCUUGGGCACAGAAACAUAGCUGAAUCCCUCCAUAGCCAACGCAGAGUUUGUACUGGAUAAUUACAAACUAUUCCGGCGAGACAGAAAAGACAGAGGAGGAGGAGUGCUUGUUGCUGCCCAUGACAGCCUGGACUGUUGAUGUUGAUGAAUGCGACCUCCAGUGGGUGAAGGUGAAGCUGAAAGGUAAACGCAAACUUUACGUGUGUGCAUAUUACAGACCUAACACAGCAGAUGAACAAAGCAUGGGGAGGCUUUAUGUGUCAAUUCAGAGAACGAUGCAGUCGAAGAACGUUUCUCUCCUUAUAGGGGGAGAUAUCAGCUUUCCUGUUUGGAACAGGCAGUAUCCUGCCUUGAAGCCCAAGUCCCCAUACCCGGUCCUACACUCUGAAUUCAUGGAGAUAAUUAACAACCAUGGUCUGGAACAGACGGUUAAAGAACCCACGCGAGGGGAAAACACUCUCGACCUACUCCUCACUAACAGUCCACAUCUCAUCCCAAGAGUAGAAGUCAUCCCCGGAAUAUCAGACCACUGCAUACCGUACUGCGAAUUUCAAGUCAGCGUGCUAAAAAAGAAACAGGCUGUGCGAGAAAUCCCCAUUUAUUCAAAGGCAGACUGGGAUAGCCGGAGAAGUGCAGCGACUGAGCUGAGUUCAAACAUGCAUGAGAUUCAGGGUAAUGCGACAACAGAAGAGCUGUGGAUGAAAUUCAAGACAACAAUCACUGAUGCAGUGAAGAAAUCCAUACCACACAAGACCUCAAAACCUAAGACAAAUCAACCAUGGGUUACGGCUGAAAUUCGAAGGCUCAUACACAGGAGAGACCGUCAGUACAAACGAAUGAAGAAGAAUGGCUCGGUCGGACUAAAAGCUGAAGUACGGAGGCUCCGAAGAACCAUCCAACGCUUACUGCGCAGAUCUUACUGGAACUACCUGAGCGGCAUCUUCUCAGAGAACAAGCGGUUCUGGGGCUAGGUCAAGCAUCAAAGGUCAACAAACACCGGGGUUUCCCCCCCUGAGAUGGGAAGGCAAGUUGACGUCUGAACCCAAAGAAAAGGCGAACAUACUCAAUCAACAGUUCCAUUCAGUCUUGGGGAUUGUAGAGUACUCAGAAGUUGAGUUCCUUCUGAAGACCAACAUAAUGAGCACAGCCUACCCCACCAUGGAAGAUAUCCAGAUUUCAGAGAAGGGUGUGCUGGAGCUCCUUAAAACCAUUACCCCUACAAGGCAUGUUGUCCUGACAACAUCAACCCAUGAGUGCUAAAAGAAUUGGCCAAUGAAAUCGCUCCUGCUCUAACAAUCCUUUUCCGAUCGUCACUAUUCACAGUCAACGUUCCAACUAACUGGAGAACAGCGCAUGUCACUCCAAUCUACAAAAAAAUGGGAGCAUUACCAUCCUUCCAACUAAUGCCCUGUAUCCCUCACUAACGUAGUAUGUAAACUAUUGGAGCACAUAAUCGUAAGCGCGGUCAUGAAUCAUCUUGAAAGACACAAUAUAUUCAAUGACUGUCAGCAUGGCUUUCGAGUCAACAGAUCAUGCGAGGCCCAACUCCUUGAAUUUGCUGAAGAAUUGACGACGAACUUUGAGAACAGCAAGCAGACUGAUGUGUUUGUGAUGGACUUUUAAAAAGCGUUUGACCGUGUCAACCAUAGCUUGCUAUUACACAAACUGCAGAGAUAUGGGAUCCAAGGCACUACAAAAACAUAAAUCUCUAGAUUCCUCAGCGCCCUAUGCAAGGCAGUAGUGGUAGAGGGCAAAACCCCCUCCUUUCGUCGUUGUUAAGUCAGGGGUCCCCCAGGGCUCAGAGCUAGGCCAUUGUUUGUUCCUAGCAUAUAUCAAUGAUCUGCCCAAGAUGCUGACCUCUCAAGCAAGACUUCUCAGGCUACACGGCGGUAUAUAGGACAAUCGUCAACAGUUCUGAUCAGAGCCAGCUCCAACAAGAUCUCAAUCGGUUAGCUGAGUGGGAGAUGAACUGAGACAUGGAAUUUCAUCCCGUCAAGUGCAGGACCUUGUCAGACUGCAGAAGCAGAUCCCCUCUAAACCACUCUUACGUAUUGCAUGGCCACAUUCUUGAACCAGUUUCCUCCGUUAAGUACCUGGCUGUUACCAUUCAAAGAGAGGUCCGCUGGGACAAGCACAUUAACAGUGUGUGCAAACGGGCAAACAAGACCUUGGGAUUCCUAAGGCGCAAUCUGAAGAUCGGCAACUCCAGCGUGAAAGAAAAAGCCUAUAAAGCCUUUGUCCGUCCUCUUUUAGAGUACGCUUCUACAGUCUGGAACCCAUUUAGCCAGAAAAGCAUCGACGGGUUGGAGGCGGUCCAGCGAUGGGCAGCACGCUUUGUCCUGAACCGCUACAGAAACACCUUAAUUGUUGAAAGCAUUGUGGCUGGUCUACAUUGGAAGAACGACGAUGACUAUCCAGGCUCACCAUAUUGUAAAAAAUGGGCUGGUCCACUGCUCCGGCAUCAAACAGAAACUCGUUCAUCUUUCCCCUAGACAACGACGACGCCACGACAGACAGUUCCAGCUGUUAAAAACAAGAACAAAGUACAGGAGCUUCUCAUUUCCACCAAAGACAAUAGUGGACUGGAACAAGCUUCCAAAGGAAACAGUUGAGGCGGCUACACUCAACACAUUAGUGUCUAUUACCUCCUGUAUUCCGACCCCCAGUUCGUAACACCACUGCUGAGUCGCCCUUGCAACCAUUGAAGUAUCCCCCUUGAAACCCAUGCACAGUAACAUCGCGAACCCCUCUGAAACAUAAGAGCCAGAAUGCUCAAUUCAUUGAUCGUGGGCCCUCAACAUAAAGAAGAAGAUAUGAUCAUAGAUUGGGGUCAUAGAUAGGGGUCAUAGAUAAGGGUCAUAGAUAGGGGUAAUAGAUGUGAUCAUAGAUGUGGUCAUAGAUUAGGGUCAUAUAUAGGGUCAUAUAUUGGGUUCAUAGAUUGGGGUCAUAGAUAGGGGUCUUAAAUGUGAUCAUAGAUGUAGUCAUUGAUAGGGGUCAUAGAUAGGGUCAUAGAUUGGGGUCAUAGAUAGGGGUCAUAAAUGUGAUCAAAGAUGUAGUCAUAGAUGUUGGUCAUAGAUAGGGUCAUAUAUUGGGAUCAUAGAUAGGGGUCAUAAAUGUGAUCACAGAUGUGGUCAUAGAUAGGGUCAUAGAUUGGGGUUAUAGAUAGGGGUCAUAAAUGUGAUCAUAUAUGUCAUCAUAUAUUAUGUGAUCAUAGAUGUAGUCAUAGGUAGCGGUCAUUAACGUGAUCAUAAAUGUUGUCAUAGGAGUAUGGAUGGGUUCAUCGAUGUGGCCAUAGAUAAGGGGUCAUCGAUAGUGGCCAACAAUGUGUUCCCAUUUCUUGAAUUUUUAAACAAACCUAAAGAGUUAAUGCCUCGUCGUUGACUUUCUUCUCCUUAGAUGUAAGAGUCAAAGAGUGAAUAAAUAUGCAGUGCACUACCUUCUUCUCUUUAGAUGUAACGAGUCUGUGAAAGAGUGAUUAACAAAAUCUUGUACCUUUUUCUUCCCUAUAGAUGCAUCAAAGCAGCCAAAUGCUACUAUCCCAAAUGCGAGAGAGGCUCCUUCGACGUCGCCACCGGCUUAUGCCCCUUGGCUCCCGAGUGGGCCCUACCGAGUUACAUGUUCCAGAACCCGGUAAAUCACGCCGACUACAGAAGUCAUAUUCCAGGCUUCGGCACGAGAACGACCGGGCCAAAAGUUACCCACCCUUUCAAGGUGUUGUCCACCACGAAGUCACCCAGGAGAGUACAAAACGAAAAGGACGAGGCGAGGAAGCAAGCGAGACUCAAGCCGCACAUGAGCUCGGUGUUCCACGAGGGGCACCGACAUCAGCCGCUUCGCACACCGAAACCGACACCGAAACCAAAACUGGAUGUCGGGUCUAAAGUAAACUCAACAGUUGAAAUAGCCAAAGCAUACGCCAAGAUACCCAAUCCUGGUAUGAGUGGCAGCUAUCACGAAAAUUAUCGUCCCUAUCGGCCUAUUCCAACUACGACGGAAAAGGUGAAAAAAAGUGAGAACUCGUCGUUCGACAGUUCUAAUCAGAAUGUGACGCAACGGACAGACUAUAUUUUCGCAAAACUUUCCAACACCACCGAUUCGAAUCCGAAGAGCGCUAAAAAUAACAAAAGUAGACUGGGAAUUCCCGAAGGCGAUCUUCCUGUUAAUAACAAAAGUGGAUUGGGAAUACCCGUAGACGAUUUUCCUGUUAAUAACAAAAGUGGAUUGGGAAUUCCCGUAGACGAGAUUCCUGUUAAUAACAAAAGUGGAUUGGUAAUACCCGUAGACGAUUUUCCUGUUAAUAACAAAAGUGGAUUGGGAAUACCCGUAGACGAUUUUCCUGUUAACAACAAAAGUGGAUUGGGAAUUCCCGUAGACGAUGUUCCUGUUAAUAACAAAAGUGAAUUGGGAAUACCCGUAGACGAUGUUCCUGUUAAUAACAAAAGUGGAUUGGGAAUACCCGUAGACGAU